This is a messenger RNA of Apaloderma vittatum (bar-tailed trogon), 1837 nucleotides long. RefSeq names its product spindle apparatus coiled-coil protein 1 (gene SPDL1). Gene Ontology annotation, molecular function: kinetochore binding. Gene Ontology annotation, biological process: establishment of mitotic spindle orientation; mitotic metaphase chromosome alignment; protein localization to kinetochore. NCBI's taxonomy places the organism in Eukaryota, Metazoa, Chordata, Aves, Trogoniformes, Trogonidae. The coding region runs from base 14 to 1837 and encodes 607 amino acids. The transcript is spliced from 11 exons. The record is from RefSeq and is a predicted model, not a curated record. Gene Ontology annotation, cellular component: outer kinetochore; spindle pole.
AAAAGGAAGAAAAAUGGAGACAGAGACCAUUUUAAGUCUUAAACAGCAACUCAAGGAAGCAGAGAAUGAGCGGAGGAAGGCGGCGCAAUAUGGCUUGCACUUACUGGAGUCCCAAAGUGAAGUUCAAAAUCAGUUGGAUCAAACACGCCGUGAAUUGACUGAGAAAACUGAGAAAUUUGAACAAGAGAAAUACUCUCUUCAGAGAGAAAUUGAACUCAAGAAUCGAAUGUUGGAAAGCUUGAGUUUUGAAUGUGAUUCCCUUAAGCAACAGCAAAGCAUGCAGCUGGAUAAACAGAAAGAACAGCUUGCCAGAGUCUAUGGACAAGAAAUUGGUGACCUUAAAAACAAGUUGGAGAACCUGAAAGCAGAACUAGAUGAAACCCGACUAUCGGAGAAACAGCUGAGGCAGAAAGUGGAUCAUCAGAAGGAAAUAAUUGCUGCCAAGUCAGAAGAACUGCAUCUGAUGUCUGAACGUGUGCAUGAGACCAUGUCUUCAGAAAUGCUCAAUCUUCAGCUGGAACUCACUGAACUAGAAAGUGUGAAGGCCAAUGUUGAAGAAAAGCUAAAUGAACUGCAGUACAGCAAAGAACAACUAGAACUCGUAAACAGUAACUUACGUAACCAGCUGGAGCGUCUACAGGCAGAAAAAGAAGAGAGGGAAAAAGAAGUUGUUUCUUAUUGUAAUGCUUUAGAGAAAGCUCGCGAAGCUAAUCAGGACCUUCAGGUUCAGCUGGAUCACGCAGUGCAGCAGUCUUUGGACCCUACAAGUAAAGGCAAUUCUCUCUUUGCUGAGGUGGAGGACCGUAGGGCAGAAAUGGAACGACAACUGAUCAGUGUGAAAAUAAAAUAUCAGUCCCUACAAAAACAGCAUGCAUUCACUAGAGAACAAUUGCAGAGAAUGAAGUUGCAGAUGGCGACACUGCUACAGAUGAAAGGCUCUCAGGCAGAGUUUGAGCAGCUGGAACGCUUACAGUCCAUGGUAGAACAAAAGAAUGGUGAGGUCGAAGAUCUUCUUAUGAAAGUGAGACAGCUAGAAAAAUUUAAGACUUUAUAUGAGAAUAUGGAAGAAUCCAGAGCGAGUAGUAGCUCCAAGGGAGGAGAGUGUGAAGAUGGCUACUAUGCAGACUUACUGCAAAUGAAACUUGACAACUCAAACAAGGAAACCGAAACCUUGAAAAAUGAACUAUCCUUACAGAGGAUGAAAGCUCUGUAUGAGAGCCAAAGGGUUCUGGAAGUUGAAAGGAAACUCUUCACCAAAGAGAGGCAUUUGCAGGCUUGUCAGAGUGAGAAUAUGAACUUGCAAGUUAUGCUGGAUGAGCUAAAAAUGAAGUACGAACCUGAAGAACUAUUUAAAGGCACUAAAAUUAAAAAGAAGAGGGACAAGAUUGAGGGUGCUAUGUGUGAAUACUUGGACAGCAAAAAUGCUUCAGUAAAAGAAGCUGCUCUCCCUGAAUUGCCAAGUAAGGAAGAAUCAAAGAUGACUUCCAAGAAAUUGGAGCAGAGUGAUGCUUCUCCAAAAAAAUAUGCUCUUGAAGCACCACCACUCAAUAUAGCUCUUCAAGCAAUGCAAACAGUAGUUGAACCUGAAAGAGAAAGAAAGAGAGUUAAAACUAAGGAUGAGAAUCCCGAUGCCUUUACUUCAUACUUCAGCAGAAGUGGAAUUAGUUCCUUGACUUCAGCUGCCCCCAGGUUAACAGCUGAAUCCAGAUUUGAAACUACAGAAGAAGAUAAGAAAGAAAAUAAUAUCACGCCUGAGAAGAAAACACGAAAGAAAAAAUAUACAACGUUGUAUGUGUCUUCUAAGCCGGCUUCUGAAACACAGUGUGCUCAGCAAUAA